AUGAAUCUCAGCAGCAUGAGCAGCGCGGCGGAGAAGGCGCCCAGGGCCACGCUCUGGGGCUGUGAGCUAAACCAGGAGAAACGGACUUGGACGGUCAAAGCCCAGAAGGAGGGGAAGCAGGACUGUAAGCUGUUGCUCAGUACGAUUUGCUUGGGGGAGAAAGCCAAAGAAGAGAUGAACCUCGUGGAAAUCCUACCCCCAGCCAGCCAGGAAGACAAGAAGACCAAGCCCAUCACCAUUGCCUCGCUUCAGGCCUCUGUGCUACCCAUGGUCGUCCUGAUGGGACUGGAGCUUUCUCCUCCAGUCACUUUCCAGCUCCGGGCUGGCUCUGGACCUGUGUUCCUCAGUGGCCAGGAACUUUACGACGCUGCAGACCUGUCCUGGGAGGAAGAGGAGGAGGCGCUGGACGAGGAGGAGGAGGAAGGUGACAGCGGCGAGGUUGACGACGACGAGGACGACGACGACGACGUAGAUGUGUCCCUGGAGGAGGAGACCCCUCUUAAACAAGUCAAGAGGCUGGCGUCCCAGAAGCAGACCAGCGUCGCCAAGAAAAAGAAGGUGGAGAAGGCAGAGGAGGCCGUGAGACCCAGGCUUAAAGACAAGAGUCCUGUGAAAAAGGCCAAACCCACACUCAAACCCAAAAAGCCGGGAUUCAAGAAAUGA
Odobenus rosmarus divergens (Pacific walrus) is the source of this 663-nucleotide messenger RNA. It is a transcript of the gene NPM2, whose product is annotated as nucleophosmin/nucleoplasmin 2. NCBI's taxonomy places the organism in Eukaryota, Metazoa, Chordata, Mammalia, Carnivora, Odobenidae. Gene Ontology annotation, biological process: chromatin remodeling; positive regulation of DNA replication. The record is from RefSeq and is a predicted model, not a curated record. Gene Ontology annotation, molecular function: histone binding; chromatin binding; RNA binding. The coding region runs from base 1 to 663 and encodes 220 amino acids. The transcript has 8 exons. Gene Ontology annotation, cellular component: nucleoplasm; nucleolus; cytoplasm.